This is a messenger RNA of Strongylocentrotus purpuratus (purple sea urchin), 3531 nucleotides long. Its product is annotated as ankyrin-3-like. The coding region runs from base 1 to 3531 and encodes 1176 amino acids. Gene Ontology annotation, molecular function: protein binding; RNA binding; RNA nuclease activity. The transcript is spliced from 9 exons. Gene Ontology annotation, biological process: RNA processing. NCBI's taxonomy places the organism in Eukaryota, Metazoa, Echinodermata, Echinoidea, Camarodonta, Strongylocentrotidae. The record is from RefSeq and is a predicted model, not a curated record.
AUGUGGAAGAAGAUUUUCAAAAAGAGGGUCAGUCGUAAAGGCAAAGCCAAAAGUCUGGUCCACAGAGACAGUAUUGAGGGAAAUAAAGAAGAUUCCAGUGUUGAUGAUUUGCAGAGUGCACUAAACAGUGCUGUGCAGAAUGGACAACUUGACCUCAUCCAAGAACUGAUCGGUAGAGGAGCCGAGGUGAAUAAAGUUGAUAAUGACGGUAAGACUACAUUACAGCUAGCUGCACUGAAUGGUCAUCAUCUUGAUGUCAUUAAAUAUCUCAUCAGUCAAGGAGCCGAUGUUAAUAACGGCGGAACUGAGGCUGCUCAGAAUGGUCAUUUUGAUGUCACCAAAUUGCUCAUCAAUCGAAGAGGCGAGGUGAAUAAAGAUGAUAAUGAUGGUUCGACCCCAUUACAGCUAGCUGCUCAGAAUGGUCAUCUUGAUGUCAUCAAAUAUCUCAUCAGUCAAGGAGCUGAAGUGAAUAAGGAUGAUAAUGAGGGUUGGACCCCAUUACAUUUUGCUGCACAUUAUGGUCAUCUUGAUGUCAUUAAAUGUAAUGGUCAUCUUGAUGUCAUCAAAUUGCUCAUCAAUCGAGGAGGCGAGGUGAAUAAAGAUGAUAAUGAUGGUUUUACCCCAUUACAUUUAGCUGCCAAUACUGCUGCAUCUAAUGGACAUCUUGAUGUCACCGAAUUUCUGAUCAGUCAAGGAGCUGAAGUCAAUGAGAGCAGCAAUGAUGGUUCGACCCCAUUACAACUAGCUGCUCAGAAUGGUCAUCUUGAUGUCACCAAAUAUCUGAUCAGUCAAGGAGCUGAAGUGAAUAAAGACGAUAAUGAUGGUUCGACCCCAUUACAACUAGCUGCUCAGAAUGGUCAUCUUGAUGUCAUCAAAUAUCUCAUCAGUCAAGGAGCUGAAGUGAAUAAGGAUGAUAAUGAUGGUAGGACCCCAUUACGACUAGCUGCUCAGAAUGGUCAUCUUGAUGUCACCAAAUAUCUGAUAAGUCAAGGAGCUGAAGUGGAUAAAGAUGAUAGUGAUAGUUCGACGCCAUUACAACUAGGUGCUGCUGGAGGACAUCUUGAUGUUGUCACAGAAUUAAUCAGUCAAGGUGCUGAUGCUGGUAAGGCUAAUGACAAAGGAUGGUCAGCCUUAUACCUUGCCGCAGCUGCUGGUCGUGUUCGUGUUUCAAGUGCCUUGCUUAGUCAGCAAGCUGAGCUGGCCACAUCAAAUAUAAUUCAUUGGACGGAGUUUCAUACCGCUGCAGAGAGGGGCGAUCUUGAUGCCAUGAGAGAUCAAGUCAGUCAAGGAGCCGAGCUGGAUAAAGCCGGUUCUUUUGGUUGGACAGCCUUACACAUUGCAGCAAGUAUUGGCCAUCUUGAUAUGACCAAAUAUUUGCUAAGUCAAGGAGCUGAUGUGAAUUCCAGCAAUGACUUUGGUAACUGUGCCUUGCAUAGUGCCUCACAGAAAGGGAACUUGGAUGUCGUGGAAUAUUUGAUCAGUGAAGGGGCCGAUAUGAAUAAAGGAAAUGACCUUGGAUCGACCACCCUUCAUUUUGCAUCACUUUUUGGCCAUUUAGAUAUCGUCAAAUCCCUUAUCAGUCAUGGAGUGGAGGCAGAUAUUGGCAACGCAUUUGGAACCACUGCUCUCCAUUAUGCUUUAUGUAAUCGUCGGAUCGAGAUUACUAAGUAUCUGCUUAGCCAAGGCUCUGAACUGAAUAAGAGAAGCGUGUUGCACUGUUUCAUCUUACAAUUUGAUGGACAGUAUGGUCACUAUGAUGUGCGAUGUGUGCAGGGUCGUGUAGUUCAAGCAGUUAGCAGACUAAUUGACUCUCUCACUGUCUUUAGAGGUGCUCCAGAAAGUGAUCUUGGUAGAAUCAAAUAUCAAGAUGACGAUGAGGAUAAGACAGUUCAUGGUGGAAUGGUUAUUAUGCAUCAGCCAAGUAUAUUGUCUAAUCUUAACAUUCAAGAUCGGCUUGUAAUUAGUCAAGAAGGCAGAACAGUUACUCGCACAUCGUUACAAUAUGCUGUAAAAGGUGGCAGUUUAGCAGUUGUUCGGUAUCUGAUCAGUCAAGGAGCUGAUGCGAACGAAAGCAACAAUGUUGGCUGGACUGCUCUUCAUUUUGCUGCGCAAAAGGGUCAUCUUGGUAUUGUAGAUUAUCUACUUGGACAAGGAGCUGAAGUAGCCAAAAGAGACGUCGAUGAUAUCUCGCCUUUGCAUGUUGCUGCAUUUGUUGGCCAUGGUGACGUUACCGAGCAUUUGCUUAGGCAAGGAUCAGAGGUCAACGGAGCCACCAAGGAGAAAGGUUCUACAGCCCUACAUGUUGGAGUGCAGAAUGGUCAUCUCGAUAUCGCGAAAGGCUUGCUCAACCACGGAGCCGAAAUUGAUGCGACAGACAAUGACGGUUGGACCCCCUUGCACAUUGCUGCUCAGAAUGGCCACAUCGAUGUCAUGAAGUUUCUACUUCAGCAACAUGCAGAUGUUAGCAAGGUUACCAAGAGGGGAUCAUCUGCAUUGCAUUUGUCUGCCGCAAAUGGACAUGCCGAUGUCACAAGAUAUCUAUUAGAGCACGGAGCUGAAGUGAAUAUGAGUAAACCUGGGAAGACUGCGUUGCAACUCGCAGCAGAACAAGACCAAGUACAUGGGACAAGUCCAGAUACGUGGUGUGCUGAAGGGCAGAAACAUCCUUCUUCCCCGAACGGCCAUGCAGAUACUGAGGGUUUAACAGAAGAUGUGAAGAAGGUUAUUGGGCAACAUGCUACGAAAGGCUGCACAGCAGUUCAUUUAGCCACACAAAAUGGCUACACCUCCAUCAUCGAAACAUUAGUUUCUCAUGGCGCUGAUCUCAACAUCCAGUCCAUCGACGGACAGACUUGUCUUCAUGAAGCCAUCAGACUUUCUGGUCGGAAGUACAGCAAAGUUGAAGCCACACCAGCACUCCAAAAGAUCUCUGAAGAGUUCUAUCAGAAUGAGUUGUCUCCCAAGAAGGCCCUGGUCUUCUAUCUCUUGGACCACGGAGCAAAGCCGGACAUCAAAGAUAACCAUGGUAACCUACCAGUCCACUAUGCCAAGGAUGAAAUCAUUCGCCAGAUGAUAUUCCCAAGGUCUCCUGCCAUGGACAUCAUCAGAGCUUAUCGAGCUGAAGAGUCAGCACCACCAGUGGUCAACGCCGUCUCUGCUCAGGUCGGAUGUGACGGUAAAGAUCUCGAACUGGAACAACAUGGCAUUGCAAUGUCUAUCCCACCUGGAGCCGUCAAACACAAUGAAUCUUGCAAGAUCACCCUAACCAUCGUGGGAGACCUCCCCAGUGUUGACAUCCAAGAUGACACACCAAUGGCAGCCUACGGGAUCAGAUGUGACCCUCCAAACAUGGUCUUCCACCAGCCUGUUAAGAUUAGGAUACCGCAUUCCAUCUUAUUCAUCAACACUGAGGACGUGAUACCAGACAUCGUCUUACAUAUUUGGGAUACAAGAAAGGGUAGGUUUACCAAGAGUUCCGAGGACAAAAUCAUCUGCUGCAUCUGGCAAAGUGCCAUUCUGCAAAGUCCUUAA